Molecule: messenger RNA, 1635 nt
Organism: Diceros bicornis minor
Lineage: Eukaryota; Metazoa; Chordata; Mammalia; Perissodactyla; Rhinocerotidae
Gene: BBIP1
Product: BBSome interacting protein 1
Exons: 4
Coding region: 262-474 (70 amino acids)
Biological process (GO): cilium assembly; receptor localization to non-motile cilium
Cellular component (GO): BBSome
Source: RefSeq, a predicted model, not a curated record
UGAAGCUAAGGCAGCCAUAACUGAUAAUGGCAACGGGAGUCUUCCGGCCUCCCGUCUCCUGUGUGACGUAGUUUUCCCUUCGCCCAAUCUCACCGUUGCCCUGGGCAACAGCUGAGCCGUCUGAGAAGAGAUGCAUCUUUCCUUCUGUAGGCUUGAAUCAAGAACUGUCAGUCAUCUUGGUCUUACUGGGUUGGAUGCCUAAAGCUGCAGGAAAAAGACCAGGUGAACUUCCAGGAAAAAACUGUAUCCAACAAUUCAGAUAUGGCGGAAAUGAAGUCAAUGUUCCGGGAAGUUCUCCCAAAACAAGGGCAGUUGUCUGUGGAAGAUAUAACCACUAUGGUGCUGUGUAAACCCAAACUUUUACCCUUAAAAUCUCUGACUCUGGAAAAACUGGAGAAAAUGCAGCAAGCAGCACAGGAUACGAUUCGCCAACAAGAAAUGGCAGAAAAGGAACAACGGCAAAUAACUCACUGAAUGAUAACUUCACUUCUACAGAACACCCUACCUUACUUACUGUUAACAAUAGAUAGAAAAUAAUCUGCAUCUGUAUGCUAAAAUAUGGGUUAAUAAAACUGAUAGUAUUCAUAUAAAUGAAGAAAAUACCCAAGACUAAUGAAACUUGUAUUAUGAAUUUAACCACUCUGGUUCGUAUUGAAUAUAAGCUAUUAAAAAACUUGAAACCCAAAUUUUAUGGGUGUUUUUUUUCUUACCCAAGUUUUUAGAAUUGCAAAUUAAAUUAUUUUUAACCAUUCCUACUACCAUCAGUUUUAUGGUUAACAUUCUUAGGCACAAGUGACUAAAUGCAACUUUUAUAUUCAGAGAAUCUUUACAUGUUUAUUAAAAACUAAAUUUGAAGAUACAUUCUAAUCUUGCAUAAAAUGUUAAUGCUGGGCUUUUACAUUACCUAACUUGAGAACUUGUUUUUACAAAUUGUGUGUCAUGUCAUGUUUAAGGCUAUCUUGCCUGACCACCUGAUCCUACCUGUAAUGACAAAACCGUAUUUCUUAAACAAAUUUGAUUAAGAAACCCUCACCUGUCCAGUCCCCUGAGCUUUUAAUUUUACUGAUUUUAAGGACUUAAGAAUUACCUGGCUACUUUGUCAUCUAGGUAUCAAAACACAAAACUCUAAAAAUGGAAAGUAAUAUGGACUAGAUGGAGCCCAUGAGGUAAAUAUGAACGUUAAAUUUGGAGGUUUAGUUCUACAAGACUGCACCUAAACCUGUGAUAGGUAUAUUCCUAAGAAUACCUUUGUAAAUUCUGAAUAUAAUUCUUGGUUGGGUUUGCUGUAGUCAACAACAGACAAUUUAAGUUAGCAUAGACCUUGAGGCCUUGCUGAGUAAUUAGGCUCUGCAAAAGAGGUUAGAAAUGUGAUGAUUCUUUAGAUAACUUAUUUAUUGGUAGCUACUAUUUUCUGACAGUGGGUAAAUGUAAAACUUUGAGUCUUUGAAGAAUAAUUUUUUAGAACACAAACAUUAAGUAAAACUUAAGAAUGAUGAAAGUAUAUAUAUUUUAGAAAUUUCAUUAAGCACUAGAUAAGAUCAAAAAACAAGGAAGUAAGCAUGCAUUUCCCAAGUAUAAUAUUAAAAGAUUUACUAUUGUACUUUGAUUUAAAAGUUUCCAAGGAACAAGUUUAAA